AUGAUUUAUUUUGGUCCAAAACCUGAUGAAGGUAUUCUCUAUAUUUUAAAAGAUUUUCAAAAUCAACUUCCAUCACUAUUGGCUGACUUCGGUGUGAUAUUUAAAUCAGCACCAACAGUUUUUGCAAAACCUUCUCGAAAUGAAGAUAUUGAAGUUGCAAUGAAACAAACUUCUAAUGAAAAUUGGCAAAUAGCUAUUGUUAUUCUUAAUAAUGUUCUACAUGAAGUGUAUGAAUCUAUUAAACAAUGGAGUAAUCAAAAACUUGGUGUACCCACUCAAUGUGUCGCAGUUUUCAAUCACUUCAACGAAAUGUUGGCAAAUAUCGCAUGUGUAAGUCAAAAAAUAAAUACAAAAAUCGGUGGUAUCAAUGGGAUUGUUAAUUUAAAAGCAGCACUUAGUCAUUCAUCAAAUGAAGAUUUAUUUAUGUUUGUUGGUGCAGAUAUCACUCAUACAACUUGUUCGACUGAUCAACCACCAAUAGCAGCUGUUGUUGGUUCAUGUGAUCCAACUUGUAGUCGUUAUGCAGCACGUCUUUCUGAACAAUAUCCAAAAAUAGCCCGUUGUGCGGUAGAAAUUAUCAAAGAACUAGAUAAAAUGAUUAUUGAUUUAUUACAAGUUUAUGAGCGUACAUGUGGAAAUUGUUUACCUAAUCGACUUGUUUUUUAUCGUGAUGGUGUUGAUGAUGAACUAUUUCAAAAAGUACUUGAUAAUAAAAUCAAUAAAAUAAAAGAUGCUUGCCAAGUUGUGUAUGGAAAUCGAAAAUUACCUAGAUUAACAUUUGUUAUUAUUAAGAAAAGUCAUCAUACACGUUUCUUUGCUUAUGAUGGUCAAUAUACAAAAAAUAUCGAAGCAGGUACAGUUAUUGAUCAAGAUAUAAUACAUCCAACACAAUUUGACUUUUAUUUAUGUUCACAAGCGGCUAUAAUGGGUACAUCUCGUUCAGCUCUUUAUCAUGUUCUUCAUGAUGAAAAUGAGUUUAGUAGUGAUGAUAUUCAACAGCUUACAUAUUGGCUAUGUCAUACAGAUGCUCGUUGUACAAAAUCAGUCUCAGUUUCAGCUCCAGUUCAUUAUGCAGAUUUAGCAGCAUAUGCGGCUCGUAUGUUUAAAUUUGAUGAUGACCUUGAUCACAAUGAAGAAACAUUAGCGAAAGAAUUUUUUAUUUCUUAUAUUUUGAUAAUUUUUUUUAGUGAUGAUGUACUUGAUGAAACAGAAAAUAUUUCAUUAAAUGAUAUUGAAACUAAAGUUAUGAUAUUCAAUGAUAAAAUUCAAAAUAAUAUGUGGUUUGUUUGA
Molecule: messenger RNA, 1290 nt
Organism: Rotaria sordida
Lineage: Eukaryota; Metazoa; Rotifera; Eurotatoria; Philodinida; Philodinidae
Source: the annotation of a GenBank genome assembly